Molecule: messenger RNA, 3675 nt
Organism: Argiope bruennichi
Lineage: Eukaryota; Metazoa; Arthropoda; Arachnida; Araneae; Araneidae
Product: RNA-binding protein Pasilla-like
Exons: 3
Coding region: 390-2147 (585 amino acids)
Biological process (GO): mRNA splicing, via spliceosome; regulation of alternative mRNA splicing, via spliceosome
Cellular component (GO): nucleus; cytoplasm
Molecular function (GO): mRNA binding
Source: RefSeq, a predicted model, not a curated record
ACCAGCGGGUCACCUACUGACCCGCGGCAAGGAUUGGGAUGACGUUGAUGAAAUUAUCCUAAUUACUCUAAAAAUUUAGAAAAAUGAAAUUUAACUAUAGAUUACGACAAAAUGAUGUUUAAUACACUUGUAAUUCGAUAGUUGAUAUGUUUAAAUUACGAAAAUAUUAGCGUAAAAAUUUUAAGAAAUUUAUCCAGAAAGUCUGGUAGUCAUGUUGAGUUGUGGUUACGUGUCAACGAGGAAUCGCAUUUAUACUUAACCGGUUCCAGCUGUUGUUUGAAUUUCUAUAUCCGGGGGUGUCACUCCACCCUUAGAUGAAAAUGGUCAACUAUAAAUCCUGCAUUCAAUUCUGAGAAACUAUGGCUUUCGGUAUAUAAUUGUUGAUACUGAUGAUGGCAACAGCACUUGUGGAAGGGAAUGAUGGAUCAGAAUCAGAUUUUGAAGAUUCCAGAAAAAGGCCAUCAGACUCAGAAUUAGAUAAUGACACAAAGAGGUCUCAUCAUGGGGUCGCCAAUGGGACAUAUCAUUUCAAAAUUCUUGUCCCAUCGGUUGCUGCAGGAGCUAUUAUUGGUAAGGGUGGGGAGACGAUUGCCCAGCUCCAAAAGGAGACGGGCACUCGUGUCAAGAUGUCAAAAGCCACUGAUUUUUAUCCUGGAACUAGAGAAAGGGUUUGUUUAAUCACAGGCAAUAUAGAUGGCAUUUUAAAAAUUCAUGAAUUCAUUAUGGAGAAAAUCAAAGAAAAACCUGACCCUAAUGCUAAAUUAGCUAUCGAUUUUGACCAUAAGCAACCCGCAGAGCGUGAGAAACAGGUAAAAAUAUUAGUUCCUAAUAGCACAGUGGGAAUGAUCAUGGGUAAAGGUGGGAGCUAUAUCAAACAAAUUAAGGAGAAGAGUGGUGCUUAUGUGCAAAUAUCCCAAAAGUCCAAGGACCAUGCCUUAGUAGAACGUUGCAUAACUGUCAUAGGAGAAAUGGAAAAUAAUAAAAUUGCAUGUGAACUUAUUCUAAUGAAAAUUGUUCAAGAUCCCCAAAGUGGUAACUGUUUAAAUGUCAGUUAUGCUGAUGUCACGGGUCCAAUAGCUAAUUUUAAUCCUACUGGUUCACCAUUUGCUAAUCCUAAUAGUAUUUCCAAAGGCACCAUGAAUAAUAGCAAUACCAGUUACAGUUCAAAUGACAGCUUGAAUAGUCUUAGUCCUACUGUUACAAAUAGUUUUCAUAGUCCUCAAACCAGCACAACAGGAGUAGUCGCAUUUUCUGGGAUGGGAAGUCCCAGUGUCCCUAGCACUAAUGUAUCCCAGGUCAUUGAAAGAUUCAAAACCAUGCUCCGUGGCAGUGGAUACUCGGAGCAAGCUUUGUCAGAAAUCACUGCAGCCAUGAAUACAUUAGCAAAUUACAAUAUUCCAAGUUACAACAUUCUUGGACUAUGCAUCAAUGGAAAUGGUCCUCCGAUGGUCAGUGGAAUGGGUAUGGGAAUGCCCAAUUCUGCUGCAGCCAGUUGUCCAAUGCCUCCUGGAGGAAUGUCCAACCAAGGUAUGUACACAUCCACUGCUGGUGUUCCUGGAAUGGAAGCUGCAUCAGCAAUGUCCGAUCCAAUGGGAGCAGGAUCUAGCAUCUUUAGUCCUAUUGGAAGUCUAGGCAAUGGUGUCUCUGGAUUGGGUCUUGGACCUGGCUUCACAUCACCAACAACAUCUCGUUCCAGUGAUCGCUUCUUGGUACAACCCGAAACUCAAGUAUUUGAGCCUUUUCGAAGAACCUCUCCAACGCUUGCAUCUCCAAGUGCGGCUGCUUUGCCCAUCAACAAUAAUUCCUUUGGUCUAGGGACUGGUCCAAUUUCUGGUCCUGUCAAGAGUCCCCAAUCCAUCGAUCGAUUAGGGCCAGACAUGACGAAGAUAGAGAUUGAAGUAGGAGAAAAUAUUGUUGGAGCCAUCUUGGGACCAGGUGGAAAAGCUCUGGUAGAAAUUCAACGGUUCAGUGGAGCGAACAUCCAGAUCUCAAAGAAGGGAAUCUUUGCCCCUGGAACUCGCAAUCGCAUUGUCACUAUUACGGGUCUCCCCCAUAACGUGAGUACAGCUCAGUACCUCAUUGAGCGACAAGUAGGUGAAGAAGAGGCCAAGCGAGCUCAACAAAAUGCCAUGGGAAUUUUGCAUUGAACUGAAUUUUAACAUAAUCUUUCUCCUUUCAUCUUUUUCUUUGUGUGUCAAUGGCUUCAUUAUCUCUUCCUUAAAAGUUGUGGAGAGGUUCCCAAGUACCUUGUUACCGUUUCAAUGAAUUAAAUACCUAUUGAUUAUUGUUAUCAUACGUUAAUAUAUAUAUACACACAUAUGCAGAUAUGUCACUAAGUUCUGUAUAAUUCAUAUGUGGCUGCGUUCCAUUUGCUAAGCAUGAUUUAAGGGUGUGAAUUAUGUAUAUUCAGACACAUUGUGAAGGACAAUUUCAUAUGGUCUGUUAUUGUUGCAGUGUUUUUCUCAAAUUAUUUAGGUGACUUUUUAUGUAAAAUUGGAUUUAAACUGUUUUAGAUUUUGCCUCAUAAGUUACCUUAAAUUGUUAACUUGCAAUACAUCUAAGAGAUGCUUUGUUAACCUAACCAUUUUUUAUCUAAUAUCCUGUGAUUGGAAAUGUAUUUUUGUUGGCUUUUUGAUCAGCAAUUUGUAUCCGUAUAUAAAAUCCAGCUUUUUUUUUUUAGCUUUGUGGUAUAUAGAUAUCUGUUGUUGAUAAUUAGAAUCAAACAAAUAAACUUUAAUCUAUUAUUUAUGGUUUUAUAUCAGACUUAAUUGAUUUUUUUAUUUAAUGUGUUGUAUUUUCUGGCAGUGUAAACUUGCUCUUAUUUAUUGAGCUUUUGAUUAUAAAAUUGGAUCAUCGUAAAAAAAUAAAUCAAAUCAGUGUGAUUUCUGAUGAAGUGAAAGACUGAACAAAUGUGAUCUUUAUAUUGAAUUUUUAGGCUAAGCUAAAUAUUUUGAAUUAUAUUCCAAAUAUUCAAGCAUUCAUUGCAGUAUAUACAAAAUGUGAUAAUUAUCUUUGUGUAGGAAAUAAUGAAUUCUUCUAUAUUGAGUCACUUUUCUAAGUAUACCGAUUAUUUUAUGAGCUGCAACGGUAAAUUUAAUCAGAGGUAUACUUAGUGUAUUGUGCAAUGAAGCUUCUGAUUUAGGUAAUAAAUUUAAGUGAUAACUUAGGGAAUGUAUUUAAGUGAUAAUUUUGAAUAUUGUAAUUUAUUUCUUUAUAAAAGAGCGUUUCAGGGAAUAGUUGUGAACAUUUUGUAUAUUUUGUUAGAAUAUGUUGUAUUAAAAAGAUCUUAUAAAAACAAGUUAUUUACAUAAAUGUAAGUUAUGUAAAAUGGAAGUUAUAUAAAAACUAGAAAAUGCUUUUGUUCCUAAACAAUUAUGUAAAUAUUCCUCAUAAACUUCAAUUAUUUUCCAAAUGAUUUGUUAUGAAUUGAGGUGUAGAAUUUCUACAUAUUGUUUGAAAUUGAAACAUUUGGUUUUCUGAAUAUAAAUCUGUAUCCUAAAGAGUAACUCAAUUUUUUGCUCACAAAAAAAAGCAAAUCAUUUUUCAUUUUAUUUUUCUGGACAUCUAUGAAUCAUUUCAUUCUUUCAUGGCUGGUAAAUUUUGUAGAUUUUUCCAGCCAUACAUUUCCAUUCCUAUAAAAAGGAUAGCUUAAUAAAAUUUCCCAUAAUUUCAUUA